UCCCCAAAACCCUCCAUAAACCCUAGAGGAAUUUGCAGUUCACAUCUUCUGCAUCAAUCUAUACGAAAAUGGCUCAUCGCAUUGUUCGCGGAUUGCGAGGGGCCGUGAGAACUCUUGUCUUUCACCAAUUCCCAAAACCCCUCAACCAAUUUCUCACAUCUUCAACCAGAAAUUACGCCACCGAUAUGCGAAAAUCGGCGUUUGAGGGCAACAUAGUUCGCCUCAUUCGGAACGAAAUCCAGUACGAGCUUGAUCACUCCCCGCCCUCUGAGCCUAUACCAGAAUUCAAUUCAUUCAAGGUUGACGAACGAUCAGGGGAGCAGUGGAUUCGAUUAAGCAGGAAAUUCGGAGAAGAUGAGGAGAUCAAAAUAGAGGUGACUAUGUUUGAUGGAUCUGUUCCCAUGAAUAUGCAUGAUGAUAAGGAGGACAUGAAGCUUCAUGUUACUUUGAUAGUUGAUAUCGCGAAGGGGGAAGAUAGCGACAUAUUGGAGUUUGUUUGCUCUGGAUGGCCAGAUGGUAUAGAGAUACGCAACGUAUUCACCCGUGGGCACGAUAGAAUAAAAAAUCAGCCUUACAUGGGACCCAAAUUCAAGGAAUUGGAUGACGAGCUUCAGGAUUCACUCUAUGAUUUCUUGGAGGCAAGGGGUAUAGACGAUAAGCUGGCUGAGUUCUUGCAUGCCUAUAUGAGGUACAAAGAUAAAAAUGAGUACUUACGCUGGAUGGAAAGCAUGAAAACUUAUAUUCAGAAGAAAUAGAUAAAAAGAGGAGUCGUUUCUUUUCAGUAUUGAUAUAUCUGUCUUAUAUCGAUGCCCUGAUGCCUUGUCGUUGUACUACUAUUAAGUUGUAAAACUGACUGUAGAUGGGGAGAUUUUUGCACAGUAUUGUUUAGGAUACUAGUUUAGAUUGUUUGAUCACUCAUUAGUGGCAUCGUUUAAUGUUAGAUGAAGCUAAGAAAGAAACGGUUUUUUUUAAAAAAAAUUGAUCAAUACUGGUUUUUGAUUUACCUUUAAAAAUGGAGAAACGAGGAGGUUCUGAAA
Molecule: messenger RNA, 1037 nt
Organism: Salvia splendens (bonfire salvia)
Lineage: Eukaryota; Viridiplantae; Streptophyta; Magnoliopsida; Lamiales; Lamiaceae
Exons: 3
Coding region: 69-755 (228 amino acids)
Cellular component (GO): mitochondrial matrix
Source: RefSeq, a predicted model, not a curated record